AUGCGUCUCUUCCUCACGACGGCCUUGGGCCUCUUCUCGACUUUUGCCGGCGUAAAUGCACAGGCAGACCCUGCUGCUGAUGCUUACCUCGCUCGUCAAGUCCCCAUUUCGAGGGCUGGUGUUGUCGCCAACAUCGGUCCUGACGGUGCUAGGUCUUCUGGCGCAAGGGCUGGCGUCGUGAUUGCUUCUCCCAGCACUUACGACCCCGACUAUCUCUACACCUGGACCCGAGAUUCUGCUUUGGUCUUCAAGGGUAUCACCGAGCGAUACAUCCGUGGAGAGGACGACUCCCUUCGUCGCAGAAUCGACGACUUCGUCGCUGCUCAAACCAUCUUGCAAGGUGUCACCAACCCCAGUGGAAGCCCUACCACUGGUGGUCUCGGAGAGCCCAAGUUCCACAUUGACUUGACGGCCUUCACCGAUGGCUGGGGACGACCCCAACAUGAUGGCCCCCCUCUUCGCGCCAUCGCUUUGAUCAACUACGCCAACCACUUGGUUGACACCAACAACGCUACCUGGGCCGCCCAACGCGUCUGGCCUGUGAUCAAGAACGACCUUGACUACACCGCCAAGUACUGGAACUACACCGGCUUCGACCUUUGGGAGGAGGUUUCCGGCAGGUCCUUCUUCACCAGCGCCGUUCAGCUCCGCGCCCUCAAGGAAGGUGUUACCCUUGCCAACCGCCUCCAGCAAAACUCUGCUCCCUAUGCUGAGCAAGUCGAGCGUGUCCAUUGCUUCUUGCAGUCUUACUGGAAUCCGCAACAAGGUUAUAUCACGGCCAACGUCGGUCACCGUUCUGGAAAGGAUGCCAACACCAUCCUUGCUUCCAUCCACACCUUCGACCCGGAUGCUGGCUGCGACGCCACCACCUUCCAACCAUGCUCUGACAAGGCACUCUCCAACUUGAAGGUUGUCGUCGACUCUUUCCGCAACGAGUACAGCAUCAACCGUGGAAUUCCCGCCAACCAAGCUGUUGCUGUCGGCCGCUACCAUGAGGACAUCUACUACGGUGGCCAGCCCUGGUACUUGACAACCCACGCCCCUGCUGAGCAACUCUACGACGCUCUCAUUGUCUGGGAUCGCCAGGAAAGCCUCGAGGUCACCGAUAUCUCUUUGGCCUUCUUCCGUCAAUUCGAUGGCUCCGUUCAGCCAGGCACCUAUGCUAAGGGUUCCGCCACCUACACCGCCCUUACCAACGCUGUCAGACGCUUCGCCGACGGUUUCUUCCUUGUCAACGCCAAGUACACCCCUGCUGACGGGUCUCUGGCUGAGCAAUAUCACCGUGAUCACGGCUAUCCUUUGAGCGCCAAGCACCUCACCUGGAGCUAUGCCUCUCUGUUGACUGCCUACGCUGCUCGCUCCGGUCAGACCCCCACCAGGUCUUGGGGCGCUAAGGACUUGGUCGUCCCUGGCCAGUGCGUUGGUAACAUUGGUCCCACUGCUGCUAUCACCUUCCGAGUUCAUGCUGAAACUGUCUGGGGAGAGAACAUCUUCAUCACUGGUAACAUCGAUGCCCUGAGCGGCUGGUCUCCAGAUAACGCUAUCCCUCUCGCCCCUACCAACUAUCCCACCUGGACUGCCACCAUUCAAAUCCCCGUCGACACCAACUUCGAGUACAAGUACAUCCGCAAGAACGGCAACGCCGUCGUCUGGGAGUCCGACCCCAACCGCCGCAACAGCUCGCCUUCUUCGGGAUCCAAGACUAUCAACGACUCCUGGAAGAAUUGA
Coprinopsis cinerea okayama7#130 is the source of this 1728-nucleotide messenger RNA. Its product is annotated as glucoamylase. Lineage: Eukaryota; Fungi; Basidiomycota; Agaricomycetes; Agaricales; Psathyrellaceae. The transcript is spliced from 8 exons. Gene Ontology annotation, biological process: polysaccharide catabolic process. The record is from RefSeq and is a predicted model, not a curated record. Gene Ontology annotation, molecular function: starch binding; glucan 1,4-alpha-glucosidase activity. Gene Ontology annotation, cellular component: fungal-type vacuole. The coding region runs from base 1 to 1728 and encodes 575 amino acids.